Molecule: messenger RNA, 936 nt
Organism: Chelmon rostratus (copperband butterflyfish)
Lineage: Eukaryota; Metazoa; Chordata; Actinopteri; Chaetodontiformes; Chaetodontidae
Product: olfactory receptor 11A1-like
Exons: 1
Coding region: 1-936 (311 amino acids)
Biological process (GO): G protein-coupled receptor signaling pathway
Cellular component (GO): membrane
Molecular function (GO): G protein-coupled receptor activity; olfactory receptor activity
Source: RefSeq, a predicted model, not a curated record
AUGCUCAUGACAAACUCCACUCAGGUGUCAUCUUUCACUCUUGUUGCCUACUUUGACACCGGGCUGUUUAAAUACUUAUAUUUCAUGAUUGUAAUGUCUCUGUAUAUUUUCAUUCUUGUGGCCAACCUGCUGCUCAUCGUGGUGAUCUGCAUGAACAGAAGCUUACAUGAGCCUAUGUACCUGUUCCUGUGCAGCCUGUUUGUGAAUGAACUGUAUGGUAGUACAGGCUUGUUUCCGUUCCUUCUGCUGCAGAUUCUCUCUGACGUUCACACUGUUUCUGCUUCCUGUUGCUUCCUGCAGAUCUUCUGCAUUUACUCUUAUGGAAGUAUAGAAUUUUUAAACUUAGCCGUCAUGUCUUACGACAGAUAUCUGGCAAUCUGUUGUCCUCUGCAGUAUAACUCACGUAUGACAGCUAACAAAGUUGCCAUCCUUGUUGCUCUGAUAUGGUUUCUCAUAUUUCUUGUGAAUGUCGCUACGUUGCCUUUGAUUGUUCCUUUACGGCUGUGUGGAAACACAAUUAACAAGGUGUACUGUGACAACCACUCCAUUGUGAAACUGGCGUGCUCCGACACCAGACUCAACAACAUCUAUGGCCUCAUUGUUAGCUCCUUGUCAGUCUUCGGUCCUCUACUUUUAAUCUUCUACACCUACGUGAGGAUCCUUCAGGUGUGUUUUUCUGGCUCUAAGCAGACGAGGCAGAAAGCCGUCAGCACUUGCACGCCUCACCUGGCCUCCCUGCUCAACUUCUCUUUUGGGGCUUGCUUUGAAAUAUUACAGAGCAGGUUCAACAUGAACUUUGUGCCCAACGUGUUACGAAUUUUCUUAUCUUUGUACUUUCUGACAUGCCCACCGCUCUUCAACCCUGUGAUGUACGGCCUCAAACUGUCCAAAAUACGAGUUACGUGUAAAAGUAUGAUUAAAAAUGUCGGCUGUUAG